Lemur catta (Ring-tailed lemur) is the source of this 1449-nucleotide messenger RNA. RefSeq names its product arginine vasopressin receptor 1B (gene AVPR1B). The record is from RefSeq and is a predicted model, not a curated record. Gene Ontology annotation, molecular function: vasopressin receptor activity; peptide binding. Bases 135 to 1397 code for a protein of 420 amino acids. Gene Ontology annotation, biological process: G protein-coupled receptor signaling pathway; positive regulation of vasoconstriction; regulation of systemic arterial blood pressure by vasopressin. Gene Ontology annotation, cellular component: membrane. Lineage: Eukaryota; Metazoa; Chordata; Mammalia; Primates; Lemuridae. The transcript is spliced from 2 exons.
CCACCUUUCUCCUUUCUCUUCGCCUUAAACCUUCCCCUUGCGACUCAGUUGUAUCCAUCAAACCUGUCCGCUGGCACCCGCACCCUCCAUCCAUCCUUCUCCCUCCUCUUCUUCCCUCUCGGCAAACCUGGACCAUGGAUUCCGAGCUUCCUUGGGCUGCCAGCCCCACCCCCCAGGGCACCCUCUCUGCCCACAAUGCCACAACACCCUGGCUGGGCCGGGAUGAGGAGCUGGCCAAGGUGGAGAUCGGAGUCCUGGCCACCGUCCUGGUGCUGGCCACGGGCGGCAACCUGGCUGUGCUGCUGACCUUGGGCCGGCUGGGCCGCAAGCGCUCCCGCAUGCACCUGUUCGUGCUGCACCUCGCCUUGACCGACCUGGCGGUGGCGCUCUUCCAGGUGCUGCCCCAGCUGCUGUGGGACAUCACCUACCGCUUCCAGGGCCCUGACCUCCUCUGCCGAGCCGUCAAGUACCUGCAGGUGCUCAGCAUGUUCGCCUCCACCUACAUGCUGCUGGCCAUGACGCUGGACCGCUACCUGGCUGUCUGUCACCCGCUGCGCAGCCUCCAGCAGCCCAGCCAGUCCACCUACCCCCUCAUCGCUGCUCCCUGGCUGCUGGCCGCCAUCCUCAGCCUCCCUCAAAUCUUCAUUUUCUCUUUGCGGGAGGUGAUCCAGGGCUCGGGGGUGCUGGACUGCUGGGCAGACUUCCGCUUUCCCUGGGGGCUGCGCGCCUACCUCACCUGGACCACCCUGGCCAUCUUUGUCCUGCCUGUGGCCAUGCUCACGGCCUGCUACAGCCUCAUCUGCCACGAGAUCUGUAAAAACCUGAAAGUCAAGACAAAGGCCUGGCGGGUGGAAGGAGGGGGCUGGAGGACUUGCGACAGGCCCUCACCUUCUGCCCCAGGGGCGACCCCUCGGGGGCUGCCGUCCCGGGUUAGCAGCACCAGCACCAUCUCGCGGGCCAAGAUCAGAACAGUGAAGAUGACCUUUGUCAUCGUGCUGGCCUAUGUCGCUUGCUGGGCACCCUUCUUCAGUGUCCAGAUGUGGUCUGUGUGGGACGAGAACGCCCCCGAUGAAGAUUCCACCGACGUGGCCUUCACCAUCUCCAUGCUUUUGGGCAACCUCAGCAGCUGCUGCAACCCCUGGAUCUACAUGGGCUUCAACAACCACCUGUUGCCGCGCCCCCUGCGUCAUCUUGCCUGCUGCGGGGGUCCCGGGCCACGGAUGCGCCAGCAGCUCUCCAACGGCAGCCUGUCGAGCCGCCGCGCCACGCUGCUGACCCGCUCCAGCUGCCCACCCACCCUGAACCUCAGCCUCAGUGGGACGCCCAGGCCCACAGAGUCACUGAGGGACUUAGAGCCAGUGGAUGGAGAAGCCACCACCGAGACCAGCAUCUUUUAGGGAAGACUCCGCGGAGUUUGGCAGUGCCCCCAGGACUAGUGGCAGGUCUCUG